AGCAGAUGAACCGGCAGCCAAUCAGAAUCCGAGCUUGAGGCGGCAUCUGAGCGCUGAUUGGCCAGUCGCACCUCGAACUCCAGCUCUUAUUGAUGCGUUUGCUGCGAAGCUAACGUUCACUCUCUCUUUCUGGGUUACUGUAGUUUUAUCGGCUUCAUCUCCGUAAAAAAGCCGGACUCUCUUUUUCUACUCGUCUGCCUCUGUUUUGAGCAUCACCAAACCGCAGACACGAUGACGGAGGCGUUGGAGAAGAAGCAACAGCACAAGGCGAGCAACGGAAAUGUUCUUUCAGAGGCCCCCAGAGAAGACGUGUUUGAUCACACAUACAAAGAGAAAGAAGGCCCCAAACCUCCCUCCCACAUCGUUUGGAAAAAUGUCUUUAUGAUGACUCUAUUGCAUAUAGGUGCCGCGUACGGCGCGCUCCUCGUCCCUUCAGCAUCUAAGUUGACCUUGCUUUGGUCUUCACUUUGUUUCUUGAUAAGUGCUUUAGGAGUUACUGCAGGAGCUCAUCGCCUGUGGAGUCACAGAUCCUACAAGGCCUCAUUACCUCUAAAGAUCUUUCUUGGUGUUGCUAACUCCAUGGCAUUUCAGAACGAUAUCUACGAGUGGGCUCGAGACCACAGGGUUCACCACAAAUAUUCAGAGACAGAUGCUGACCCUCAUAACGCCGUCCGGGGGUUCUUCUUUUCUCACAUUGGCUGGCUGAUGGUGCGUAAACACCCCGACGUCAUCGAGAAAGGACGCAAGCUGGAACUCCAUGACCUGUUGUCCGACAAAGUUGUUAUGUUUCAAAGGAAGUAUUACAAGCUGUCCGUGCUGCUCAUGUGCUUCUUCGUCCCCAUGGUCGUGCCUUGGUACCUGUGGGGGGAGACUCUGUGGGUGGCGUACUUCAUCCCGGCUCUGCUGAGGUACACAUUGGUGCUGAACUCCACCUGGCUGGUGAACAGCGCGGCUCACAUGUGGGGGAACAGGCCCUAUGACAAGACCAUUAAUCCCAGGGAGAACAAGUUUGUCACGUUCAGUGCUAUAGGUGAGGGAUUUCACAACUAUCACCACACGUUCCCCUUUGACUAUGCAACCAGCGAGUUUGGCUGCAAGUUGAACAUUACCACUUGUUUCAUCGACACCAUGUGCUUCUUCGGCCUGGCCAAGGACCGCAAGAGAGUAUCCCACGAGUUGGUCAAGUCCCGACAACAGCGCACCGGAGACGGAAGCCCCCGGAGUGGCUAAGAUUGAUGAGUCGCGGUCAGCUUCGAAGGCAAAACAACCGAAAAGAAGAAGAAGAAGCUUCACAGUCCUUUGACAGCUAUACAUUUCCCAUCCUCUGAGGAUAAAGGUCAUCGUCAUGAGGGCCUUGACCACAUUUUGCUUGUUUUUGUGGUUUUUGUAGCUGUAACUAAACAAAUUGUUCAAUAUGGAUAAAAAAAACAAAACCCCUACCGCUAAGCUCUUGGCCUCAGUUUCUAUUGUUCAGUCAGGCCAAGGUCUUUCAAAGAUGUUUUAGAUUUGAAGUAGAUACAUUUCAAAAGUCAACUUCAUUCUCCGCUGUUUUUGCCACUUUGGUGUGCAUCCGUCAUUCAAGGUCAGUCAUGUAGCCGAUCGUUUUUAUGUAAGUAUUACUCAAUUAUUAAUCAAGAAUAGACAAGAAGUGGAUUACUGAAAAAAAAAUGGAGUAACAAUGUUCCAACUGAUAAGAUAAUGAUUGGAGACUGUUUUUACCGUACUGAUAAACAGUCAACUUUCAGCGCUUUAAAGAUCUGAGAAAAAAGGGAUGAGAGUUUGAAUCAUGCUUUGUGAAAAAGCUGCUGGCUUUAAUGAAAUAUGGCACUUGAUGGAAGAGUGAGGGAACCCAGACCUUCUUCUUAUAACCUGACUAUACUGUCAUACGGUGUGUUGCAGUGCGUAACUUGGUUUUCUCCCGCAGAAAACUGAAUCAAAAAUGUAGAAAAGUCAAAGAUUAACACAUACUGUAUUCUUAGUCUGUGUAGUAAUUGGAUCGAGUUUUCUCAAGACAAUAUAACUGACACAUUUAUCAUUCAAUUAAAACUGCCGUUCAAUAUUAACAGUAAAUGAUAAAUGUACUUUUAACUACGAUCCAUGCAAUGUUUAAUCAACUUUUUUUGUGUUUUUAAUGAAUAUAUCAUAGUGCCAAGAGCGUGCCAAUUAUCAACAUUUAUAACCAUCGUAGUGGUCCAGUAGAGCACACUUGAGUCGAUAUUGCUUCUUCACUCAACAUCAUUGUGGAAGUUUUUUGACAUUGUGGCAUCAGUGGCUUUGCUUCCUCUUUUAUCCAACACGUCCCUCUUUUGUCCAGAAACAUCUGCAGCAGCGAUCUCAUUGGUCGAUGUAGCAGCCAGUCAUGUGACAGUUCUGGUGUUACAAAACAACAUGCCACCCAUGCAUGAUGAUAUACUGUAGUAGGUGUUGUGGUGAGGUGUUUUAUCAGUGACUCUAAUGGCAGAGCUGUGUCUAUUUUUGUAACGUACUGUGCAGCUGCGUCGCUUUUGGAUCAUCAGAACUGUUGCCGUGGUGAUUUCUGAGACAGGGUCUGGUUUCCCUUUGAUGUCCUACAAAGCUGAUUGUCUUUGCUAAAUUUCAGAUGCAUUGAUGUUUAUGGUCAUCUUCAAUUCUGGUGUGUGGAAUGGUUUUCUUAUCUUAUGUAUUUAUUUUUAGUCUUUCCCCUUAUUGACUACCUUUUUUUUAUUGAUCUAACCUCAACCAGUUUUCUGCACUCCAAGAUUUGGCAGUAAAAUAUAUCAAAUUUUGAGCACCUGUUUAUUUUUUCCCCAAGAGUCAGGAUACAACCUAAUGCCUUAUGACUUGCAUCCAUUCCUGAUCUUCUUCACGUCCUGUCAGUGAAGACAAAAAGGCUCAAAACAAAUCUGACCGAAGUCCAUGUUUACAGGCUGAAGCCCCAGAUUGUUUUUAUUCUGAAAACACAUUUAAUUUAGGCAAAUGGUAGCAUGAUAACAUCAAAACGCUGUAAGCUCAAAUAGAUAGAGGUUCAUAUUCGAAGAAACUGACACAAAUUAAAACUGCCUGAUGCAAAAGUUCAAUCAUUAGGUUUAACUUGUAACACGUGGGCCCUGAUAUGCCAACUAUAGUUCCAACCCAUCACGGCAUCGCAGUAAUAAAACCUCCAGACAAAGGUGCUCAUGUCAUGAGGGAUGUUAGAGCAUCAUCAGAACACUUGUAUUAAAACUCCUGCUGCCCAGAAGGAUCUAAAGGUUGUCAGUUCGAAUGAUCUCAACUGUAUACUAUUCUGAAAUAAAAGUUCACGAUAUUUUCAAUACACGUAAUUCCAUUAA
Messenger RNA from Cottoperca gobio, 3308 nucleotides. RefSeq names its product stearoyl-CoA desaturase (delta-9-desaturase) (gene scd). Gene Ontology annotation, biological process: monounsaturated fatty acid biosynthetic process; response to fatty acid; unsaturated fatty acid biosynthetic process. The transcript has 6 exons. The record is from RefSeq and is a predicted model, not a curated record. Gene Ontology annotation, molecular function: palmitoyl-CoA 9-desaturase activity; iron ion binding; stearoyl-CoA 9-desaturase activity. Lineage: Eukaryota; Metazoa; Chordata; Actinopteri; Perciformes; Bovichtidae. Bases 232 to 1230 code for a protein of 332 amino acids. Gene Ontology annotation, cellular component: endoplasmic reticulum membrane.